AUGGUCCACACCGCAGAAUUCCUCCCAGCCACCGGCACCGAUAUCAGUUCCGUGCUUGCAGGUGGCUACAACCAUCCACUUUCGCGUGAGUGGCAGGCCGAACGCCAGCUCACCAAGAGCAUGUUCAUCUACCCGCUCUUCGUGACCGACUCGCCAGACGAAGAGACCGACAUCCCAUCGUUACCUAACAUCAAACGCCGUGGGGUGAACAAGAUGGUUGCGCAUGUGGAAACGUUGGUGGCGAAGGGCUUGCGUGCGGUGAUCCUCUUCGGCGUGCCGUUGAAGGAGGGCGCCAAGGACGCCGUGGGGACCGCUGCUGACGAUCCGGAGGGCCCGGUCAUCCAGUCGAUUAAAGUGUUGCGUGCGAGAUUCCCCGACUUGUAUGUCAUGUGUGACGUGUGUCUUUGCGAGUACACCUCGCACGGUCACUGUGGCGUGUUGUACGAAGACGGCUCGAUCAAGAGAGAACAAUCUGUAGCGCGGCUCGCGGCCGUGGCUGUAAACUACGCCAAAGCCGGUGCCAACGCCGUCGCACCAUCAGACAUGAUCGACGGGCGUGUCAAAGACAUCAAGCUUGGGUUGAUCAACGCCGGCUUGGCCCACAAGACGCUUCUCAUGUCGUACGCCGCCAAGUUUGCCGGCGAGUUGUACGGGCCGUUCCGCGAAGCUGCAGGGUCCGUGCCUUGUCAUGGUGACAGAAAGGCUUACCAACUUCCGCCCUCUGGCAGGGGCUUGGCCCACAGAGCGAUCGAACGCGACUUGAACGAGGGUGCCGAUGCGAUUAUCGUCAAGCCGUCAACCUUCUACUUGGACAUCAUAGCCGAUGCUGCCGUCUUGGCCAAGGAUGUGCCGGUAUGUGCCUACCAUGUGAGUGGUGAGUACGCGAUGCUCCAUGCCGCCGCGACGCAGGGUGUGGUGGACUUGAGGAGCAUUGCUUUUGAGUCUCAUCGCGGGUUUUUGAGAGCCGGCGCGCGCUUGAUUAUUAGCUAUUUCACCCCGGAGUUUUUAGAGUGGUUGGAGUUCUAG
Messenger RNA from Babjeviella inositovora NRRL Y-12698, 1026 nucleotides. RefSeq names its product porphobilinogen synthase (gene HEM2). The record is from RefSeq and is a predicted model, not a curated record. NCBI's taxonomy places the organism in Eukaryota, Fungi, Ascomycota, Pichiomycetes, Serinales. Gene Ontology annotation, biological process: heme biosynthetic process. Gene Ontology annotation, cellular component: cytosol. The transcript has a single exon. The coding region runs from base 1 to 1026 and encodes 341 amino acids. Gene Ontology annotation, molecular function: porphobilinogen synthase activity; zinc ion binding.